AUGGCCUCCAACGCAAACAACACAUCCGCCCAGCCCUCGUUGGUGCACGGUCACGUCCAGUAUGUCAAAGGCGCUGUGGAGGAAACCGUCGGCUCGAUGCUGAACGCCCCCGCAUGGACCGAAUCCGGCAAGAACGACAAAGCCCUCGGCGAAGCUGAGAUGCGCGCCGCCGACCAAUCCACGCAAGCUACCCGCGACGCAUCGAACGCCAGCCGCGAGAACAAGUCUCUGUUGGAGAAGGAAGGGCAGGCGGAAGGCCUUGCUGGGCGGGCCGCAUUCUGUCCUGGGAUGCAGAAGCAUGGCGAGGAGAAGGUUGCUGCCAGCCACCAGAACACAUUGUAA
Molecule: messenger RNA, 342 nt
Organism: Fimicolochytrium jonesii
Lineage: Eukaryota; Fungi; Chytridiomycota; Chytridiomycetes; Spizellomycetales; Powellomycetaceae
Exons: 2
Coding region: 1-342 (113 amino acids)
Source: RefSeq, a predicted model, not a curated record